AAAUAUUGUUACCAUAAAUUCAUAAACUUUCGUUAAACUUAAAGUGAUUUAUACACAUAGUAUAUUCAAAUAUCGAUAAAUGUAUUUUGCUAAUCAAAUCGUAUAUUCUUUUAUACCAGUUUUUUAACGUCAUCUCGCCAAAACAACAACAAAUAGAUGUAAAAUAAUGAAAGAAAACAAAAAACAAGAUCCAUGGGGAAGAGUCACAUGCAUGGAGCAUGCAACUAGCUUACUUCAUCCAAUUCCCACUCAAAAUUCUCUCUUUAUAUAUACACUUUCUCUACCACUACUUCCCUCAAAACAAGCUAACUCGAUCCUUCUCACUAAAGCGAUCGUACCGAUCUUAAUAUCUUUAGCGAGCGAGAGAGAGAGAGAUAGAAAUCCUGAGAGGAAAGAGAGGAUGGAGAUCGAAAAAAGCAAUAACGGUGGUUCGAACCCAUCUGCAGGAGAAGAAUUUAAGGAUAUGAUUAAGGGAGUGACUAAGUUCUUGAUGAUGGUGAUUUUCCUUGGAACCAUCAUGCUUUGGAUCAUGAUGCCAACACUAACCUAUCGAACCAAGUGGUUGCCACAUCUGCGUAUCAAGUUUGGAACAUCCACUUAUUUUGGUGCCACAGGGACGACGCUUUUCAUGUAUAUGUUCCCAAUGAUGGUCGUAGCUUGUUUGGGAUGUGUCUAUCUUCACUUCAAGAAUCGAAAGUCGCCACACCAUAUCGAUAGGGAGACGAAGGGAGGAGUGUGGAGUAAACUAAGAAAGCCAAUGUUAGUGAAGGGGCCAUUAGGAAUAGUCUCAGUGACUGAGAUCACCUUCUUGGCGAUGUUUGUGGCUCUUCUUCUCUGGUGCUUUAUCACUUAUUUGCGCAAUAGCUUCGCCACUAUCACUCCUAAAUCAGCUGCCGCACAUGACGAAUCUUUGUGGCAAGCGAAGCUGGAAUCAGCGGCGCUAAGGUUAGGACUGAUCGGAAACAUAUGUUUGGCGUUCUUGUUCUUACCGGUGGCUCGUGGGUCAUCGUUGCUACCGGCAAUGGGAUUAACCUCGGAGUCAAGCAUCAAAUACCAUAUAUGGCUCGGCCACAUGGUCAUGGCCCUUUUCACCGUUCAUGGUCUUUGUUACAUAAUUUACUGGGCCUCAAUGCAUGAAAUCUCCCAGAUGAUCAUGUGGGAUACGAAAGGUGUCUCAAAUUUGGCCGGAGAGAUAGCUCUGGCGGCCGGACUUGUGAUGUGGGCCACCACAUAUCCGAAGAUAAGGAGAAGAUUCUUCGAAGUCUUCUUCUACACUCACUAUCUCUACAUCGUCUUCAUGCUCUUCUUUGUCCUCCACGUCGGCAUAAGUUUCUCCUUCAUCGCUCUCCCUGGUUUCUACAUCUUCUUAGUCGAUCGUUUCCUUCGGUUUCUUCAGUCACGUGAAAAUGUUCGCUUGCUCGCUGCUCGGAUUCUUCCUUCCGACACUAUGGAGCUCACUUUCUCCAAAAACUCUAAGUUGGUUUAUAGCCCGACGAGCAUAAUGUUUGUGAACAUACCGAGCAUUUCAAAGCUGCAAUGGCAUCCGUUUACGAUAACUUCCAGUAGCAAACUCGAACCAGAGAAGCUAAGUAUUGUUAUCAAGAAAGAAGGCAAAUGGUCAACUAAGCUUCACCAGAGGCUUUCUUCUUCUGAUCAGAUCGACCGACUUGCUGUUUCUGUAGAAGGUCCUUACGGCCCUGCUUCCGCCGAUUUCUUAAGGCAUGAAGCUUUGGUUAUGGUGUGCGGAGGAAGCGGGAUAACUCCGUUUAUCUCUGUUAUUCGUGAUUUGAUCGCCACAAGCCAAAAGGAAACAUGCAAAAUCCCAAAAAUAACUCUCAUUUGUGCGUUUAAGAAGUCUUCAGAGAUCUCCAUGCUCGAUCUUGUCUUGCCAUUAUCCGGUCUUGAGACUGAACUAUCCUCCGACAUUAACAUCAAAAUCGAAGCCUUCAUAACCCGAGAUAAUGAUGCAGGAGAUGAAGCAAAAGCUGGGAAAAUCAAAACUCUCUGGUUCAAACCAAGUCUUUCAGACCAAUCCAUCUCAUCAAUCCUCGGACCAAACUCAUGGCUUUGGCUCGGUGCAAUUCUCGCAUCUUCGUUCUUGAUCUUCAUGAUAAUUAUUGGUAUCAUCACUAGGUAUUACAUUUACCCGAUCGACCACAACACCAACAAGAUCUAUUCUUUGACUUCAAAAACCAUCAUAUAUAUCUUGGUCAUCUCCGUGAGCAUAAUGGCGACUUGUAGUGCGGCUAUGUUGUGGAACAAGAAGAAGUAUGGUAAAGUUGAAAGUAAACAGGUCCAAAACGUCGACCGUCCAUCUCCAACAUCUUCUCCUACCUCAUCAUGGGGUUACAAUUCCUUGAGAGAAAUCGAAAGUACGCCACAAGAAUCGCUCGUGCAACGCACCAAUCUGCAUUUUGGAGAAAGACCUAAUCUCAAGAAACUUCUACUUGAUGUGGAAGGUUCGAGUGUGGGAGUUCUUGUUUGUGGUCCUAAGAAGAUGAGACAAAAGGUUGCGGAAAUAUGUUCCUCUGGUUUGGCUGAGAAUCUUCAUUUUGAAUCUAUCAGUUUCAGCUGGUGAUUGCGUAUAUAACUCUGUUUUCACUAUGUGUUGUGCAAUUUGCUUGAGUUGCAAGUUAAUAAGGUGGCCCUGUGAUUUGACCUAUCUUUGUGUGCUUUACAUUGACUUUUCCUGUUUUUUGUUUUUCUUUAUCCUCUUCUAGGAAUAUUCAGUGUUAAAAAAAAAACUUCCUUUCAAAAGUUCCGGAAUAUCCUUUUUUUGUUUGUAACACAAGGCAUACAGCUUUUGUAAAUUGUAAAUGUUGAAAUAUAAUACUCAUGUUGGGUCAUAUA
Molecule: messenger RNA, 2850 nt
Organism: Arabidopsis thaliana (thale cress)
Lineage: Eukaryota; Viridiplantae; Streptophyta; Magnoliopsida; Brassicales; Brassicaceae
Gene: FRO2
Product: ferric reduction oxidase 2
Exons: 8
Coding region: 167-2578 (803 amino acids)
Cellular component (GO): plasma membrane
Molecular function (GO): ferric-chelate reductase (NADH) activity; oxidoreductase activity
Source: RefSeq, marked reviewed